Molecule: messenger RNA, 3935 nt
Organism: Carassius gibelio (silver crucian carp)
Lineage: Eukaryota; Metazoa; Chordata; Actinopteri; Cypriniformes; Cyprinidae
Product: inositol-trisphosphate 3-kinase A
Exons: 8
Coding region: 220-2031 (603 amino acids)
Biological process (GO): inositol phosphate biosynthetic process
Cellular component (GO): cytoplasm; nucleus
Molecular function (GO): inositol-1,4,5-trisphosphate 3-kinase activity; inositol tetrakisphosphate kinase activity
Source: RefSeq, a predicted model, not a curated record
GACUCAUGACUCAUAGUGAGUAUGAAAGACAGGGUUAAUAAUGUUCACUCCAGCCAUCACCUUGUGCAGUCAAUCAGUUCAACAAGUAGGAUAACAUCUUGAGGAGUGUCUGAUGUUGGUGGAAUCGGGUGUGCAGGGUUAAAGACCUUGGCCACAGCAGCGGCGUUCAGUGGGCGUGGCAUUUAAAGGGCUGCGCGAGUGAGCUGUACGGUGCGCAGGAUGGGCCAAUCAUCAUCCAGCAGUAACGGCGCAGCACUCGCGAGCUCCUCACGAGCGCGCGUGCAAGGAGUUUUUUGUUCUUCACCUGCCCGUGACCGGUUAGACGAGAAUCCGAUGAAAACCAAGGAGCUGCAAUCUGUUCAGAAGUGCUGGCGGGACGAUUUCAAAGAGGGGAAGACUUCAGUGGACGUAAGAGUACACGAGCCGAAAAAGCUUCUUUUAAAAGCGACUUCUUCCGGCAAUCAGCAUGCAACCGAAAACUUGAUCCUUCUGAGUCGGGACGCCAACUUUGAAAGUUCUGAUUCCCAAAGCGGACAGAAAGGAGUAGCGUUCCGCGAGGAAAACCAUGAGUGUUGCGUCUCACCGUGGGACAUGGAAAGCGUGUCAGAAGGAGGUGCCGUGACUCCAGGCAGAGUUUCGGAGGAAAAUGUGACCCAGUGCUUGAACGCACCGGACUUUUUAGUAGACUUCAGUUGCUCGUCUCCGUUAGCCAAACAUAAAAUAACCAAAAGUACUUCGCAACCCUCCGUGUCAGGCCGGCUGGGUGGAGAAACGGAGCAACAAGCCUCAAACCCCUUCCCUAGGAUUAUUCCCAAACUAAUAGUGACCCAUGAUGAUUUAGGUCCUGUUCAGGACAGUCCGCACAUCAGUGACUUUACUUUUAGCAUGGGCGGCUAUUCGCUGGACCUGCAUCCCGAUGAGGACUCUCCCUGCUCGGACAGCGGCUGUGGAGGCUCCCCGGCGCCCUUUCUGUUCCACAGGAAACUGUCCAGCUCCUCAUCCGCUGGAUUGUCCUCAGCCUCGUCGUUUGAGGAGUCCGAGGAUGAUUUCACGGGCAGCGACAUUGAGCCCAGUCUGUCCCCCAGCAUGAUCGGCUGUCCCGAUGAACUCAAAGGGGCUAAAUCGUGGAGGAAGUUAAAGACUAUGGUGCAUUGCUCUCCAUUUGUGGUUUCGUUUAAGAAAAGAUAUCCUUGGGUUCAGCUGGCAGGCCACGCAGGUAAUUUCCAAGCAGGCGAGAAUGGGAAACUACUGAAGAAGUAUUGUGAAUGUGAGCAGCAGUGUCUCGAGAAGCUGAUGAAUGACAUCCUCCGGCCGUUUGUUCCUGGCUACUAUGGUAUUGUGCAGCAGAACGACCAGGAUUACAACCUAAUGGACGAUCUGCUGACCGACUUCGACUCCCCUUCAAUCAUGGAUUGCAAGAUGGGAAGCAGGACAUACCUAGAAGAAGAGCUGGUGAAGGCCCGCGAGCGUCCUCGUCUUAGGAAGGAUAUGUAUGAGAAAAUGGUAGCUGUGGACCCAGGAGCACCUAGUCCGGAGGAAAGAGCCCAGCAGGCCGUUCUCAAACCUCGAUACAUGCAGUGGAGGGAAACGCUGAGCUCAACCGCCACUCUUGGCUUCCGCAUAGAGGGCAUCAGGAAGGCAGAUGGCACAUGCAACACCAGCUUUAAAAAAACCAAACAAAAGGAGCAGGUGAUGAAGGCCUUGAGGGACUUUGUGGAUGGAAACACACAGUUGCUGAGGAGUUAUCUGCAGAGGCUAGAGGAGCUGCGCAGCGCUCUAGAGACGUCCGAGUUGUUCAGGACACACGAGGUGGUCGGGAGUUCUUUGCUGUUCGUUCACGAUGCUUCAGGCCUGGCCCGAGUAUGGAUGAUUGACUUUGGUAAAACCGUCCCACUGCCCCCACCCCAGACCCUGGACCACCGCACACCCUGGGCCGAGGGAAACCGGGAGGACGGUUACCUGUGGGGUCUGGACAACCUCAUUGAGAUCUUUGGAGGCAUGCUGCAGGACGCCACCCCUCCCCCGCCCUGAUGCAUGCACAGAACACGCCUGAGCCCGGAGGAUCACGUGUAGGGACGCGCACAACAGGAUUUGAGUUCUGGACGAGUGUGCACCUGUGCUGUCGGAGAGAUAAAGUGCGAAGUGGAAAAACUCCAGAGUAUUUUGUCGACAAACUUUUUUUUUUUUUUUUGCACAUGUGAUCCUGCAGAUCCACAGAAGCUCCAUCAGCGUCAAAACACACUGAUACUGAACCCAAACAGACUCGAGGAGCAACAAAUGAGAAGAAACAAUAAUUUUAAGGGCGCACAGCCAUAAUUAUUCUUUUAAGAAUAUGAUAAGUUCACUUCUCUUUUUUUCUUUUCUUUUUUACCUACAAAUAUGAUAACACUAUCAAACUGGAAUGUGCUUUUUUGUUGUUUUUUCCUUGUAAAUGUUUCUGUGGGUUUCCCCGGUUAUGUAAAUAGUGCUAAUUUAAAUUUGUAUUUUUCUGUAGUGUAACCCAUACCUCAUUAAUUUCUGAAAGGUGGUCUUACUGCCAAACUACAGGCAGACUUUAAUUUCCUGUGGUCGUCUAAUCUUGAUAAUACUUGUGGUGUAUGAAAUUUCCAUGACCCGUAUGUCCUGUUGAAUUUUGCAGAAUGUUAUCGCCUCUUAAACAGUUCAGUCAGCAGAUGUUAUACUACUAAACAGUUAACAUAUUGGCUUUGUAAGAAAUAAGGUAGUAGUUUGUGCAAACAACUAACUGCCCAAGACAUUGAGGACAGUUAAACCCCACAAAGAUAGUAGUUUAUUGAUGAGAAAUGGAUGCAGUGUUUCUUAAAACUAGCCUCGACACAAGCUAACUGGUACGACUGAUAAGUGUUAUUCACAUGUAGAUGAAACGGUUUGUUCACACUUGGUUUUUAAGAUAACUCAUCAGUAAGUGACCUGUUUGCAUUGUUAGUCAUGCGUUUCGGUUUCUAGCUUAGCCAAUUUCAUGCAAGUUUAGAAUAGGUUUGAGAGGUUAACCAUCUUUAUCUGGAUCAACGACUAUUAACCUGAUUUGUUUUCUGUAAAUAAAUUUGUUUUGUGAGCUUUUGUGUUGGUACACAGCAGAAUGACCUCCGACCUCAGCUCUUUCCACACCAGAGCUUCAUCGUGAUCGUAUCAGCUUAUUUGCAUGAAGAACAAAUCUGAUGGUUGAUCUCUCAAUCUUUGGCGGAAAAUUUCUUUCGGUGUAGAAGCAGAUUGUAAGCGUCAGGGCCACUGAUGUCGUGUUGUUGUUGUGACACAUUAGUUCUCUAAUUACGUGCUGUGGUCAGCUAAAAAAAAGUCAAAGCAAAAUGUUUUCCCAUCAUACUUCUUGUUUGCUUCGUUUCAGAUAUAGUCGUAAAAAGAUAACACCUUCUUGCACAAUAUUACAACUGUGACAUUAAAGUGAUUACCUCACCUGGACGCAACGGGAUGUUCUACCACUCUCUCUCUCUCUCUCUCUCUGUGUGUGUGUGUGUGUGUGUGUGUGUGUGUGUGUGUGUGUGUUUCUGUCAGCCUCAGAGAUUGUAUUUUCCGUCUCGAACGGACAUGCACGAUGUCUGCUGGUGUGUCUGUCAGCGUUCCAACACAGCAUUCCCAUCUGUCAGUAUUUCCUUGCGGAAACGUAAUGUCUCCCAUUCCUUUAGAGAUCCACUGCAUUGUUUACGGUUUAUACAAAUUAUUGUGUGUCAUUCAGAUUGUUGAAAUUGGUUUUUCGCUACUGUACUGCAUGUUUUAGGUGACAUGGAAAGAGAACUGGAACAUAUGUGUGGUGUUGUUGUUGUCUCUGCCCAUUUAAUACAGUUUUAGACAACAGUUUAACUGCAAUAGGGAGAAGCUGAGCAUCUGUACUCGCAUCACCUUGAAUCUUAGUCUUGAAAGCCAACUAAAUAACACAAUAAACCCGAACUGUUAUUGUUUAA